Molecule: messenger RNA, 2571 nt
Organism: Closterium sp. Yama58-4
Lineage: Eukaryota; Viridiplantae; Streptophyta; Zygnematophyceae; Desmidiales; Closteriaceae
Source: the annotation of a GenBank genome assembly
AUGAGGCUGUUUGACGACUUCUUCCUGCGCGCCAAUGCCGCCCUGCAAGAGCUGCACCUCAACGCCGAGUUCUUCCUCAACGACGUGAGACCCUCGCAUGGUCACAUCACACCUGCUGUGCAUUGUCGUAUAGAUGGGCACGCGAUGUGUGGCGCAGCGGUGGCGGCCGUGGGUGAUAGCAUGGGACGACAACGACCUCUUUUCCCCCAAAUUUCCGAUCCUCUUACACUCCCCCGCCCCCUCGUUCCUCCCUCAUCUUUCUCUCCCAUCUCCCCAUGCUCUCCUGAAUGUGGACAGAUGGGAGGGAGGUGUGUGGCGCAGCGGUGGCGGCCGUGGGUGAUAGCAUGGGAUGACAACGACCUUACCAGCCGCCCCGCCACCACCAACGACCCCACUGAUGCCUCCGACCGCUUCCAGGUGCUCAACCAUGACGCCACAUUCACCUGGUGGGCGGCAGCAGCGCAGCAGCAGUUCAUGAAGUUCAAGGACUCGCCCUAUGCGCUCGUGCUCUAUGAGCCUCAGGACGAGAGGGCGUUCGCCAUGUUCUCCGAUGUCUACCUCUCAGCCAACCUCACCCACACGCCCGGAUUCCGCUUCGCCAGCAACAUUGACCCCAUCAUGUUCCGCCUCUUCACCGCCCCCUCCUCCCACCUUGCCACCCAUUUGCCCUACGCUGAUGAUGUCUCCUCGCCGCCUCCCCCUUUCUCCCGCCCUGCCGUGGCCGUUAUUCCACUGCCUGCCAAUUCCACGAGAUACAAUGUGGCUCAAGAUCCCUCCUCCUCUUCCUCCAACCCUCUUUCCGUUCCCUCCUUUGCCAUCCUAACCAUGCAUUGGCUACCAGACAACCCACUGGACCCGCCCUCUUCCCCGGUCUACACUAUUCAGAUCGCCCCGUCCCUCCCUGCCGCCCACCCACCUGCAACAGUAAUCAGCAGCAACCCAUUGCCGGGCGGGGAACUUUUAUCUGCUUGUGAGGUGGAAAGUGGGAAGGGAGGUAGAUCUGAUGGCAAGGGGAAAGGAGGGACGCAAUUCGGGCAGGUGGAAUUUGAGUUGGAGCAGGUGGGAUCUGAACAGGUGGGAUCUGGGAGGGUGGCAUCUGUAAGUGUAUUAGACCUGCCUCACAGUAUGGCAGUGGGUGUCAGUGAUGGCACGUCUGGGGGAGAAAUGGGAGGAGGGGGAGAAGGAGAUGGGAUGGGAGAGGAAAGGAAGAGGAGGGAGAGGAGGAGGGCGGGUGUGGACGGAGUUGCUCUGGUAGCCAGUGAUGCAUGUGGCGGCCAUAUCCUCCUGUGGUUCGCUUAUGACUCGCUAACGCUCACUCUUUUAUCGAGGAUAGACGUUCCAGAUCGCAUGCCGCAGCAGGCUGGCAGUGGCACGCAGCUCGCCUCAGUCGCGUGGAGCACUGUAGCGCUGGAGAGACCUGCUUUUAACGAGGAUGAGGAGAUGAGCAGUGAACAGGAGCAGCAGCAAGGAAAGAGCGCAAGGCAUGGGGAGGAUGAGGGGAGGAGAGUGGAUGGGUCUAAAGUGGUGCUGGUGGGUGUGGAGGCGUACAUUCCAAGCAAUAAUCACCUUCUUGUUGACUCCAGUGCAGCAAGUGGUGCAGAUGGGCAGAGGGCAGACGAGGAAACAAGCACGCACAGCGAGGGUGGAGGGGAGAAGGGGAGCAGCAAGGGACAAUCAUGUGGGCUCAUGGGUCGCGUGCUCGUCUGCUCUCUGCCUCCCCUCCCUGCUCAUCACGCGUCCGACUCCUCAGCAGAUAAUGAUCACACUGGUGGCAUCGCAUGUGUGUCUGUUGGCCGUCCCUUCUGCAUCUCACAGCUUUCUCCGUCCCCGUCUGUCCCUCUCGCCAUAGCAGCCGUUCACACCACGUCUGGCAGUGCGUCAAGCAGUGGCGACGCCAGUGCUGUCAGCAUGGCAUUGGCUGCUGGAAAGCGGGUAGCAGGAGAGGACGAAGGGGUGGAGGAGGGGGACGCGCGUGUGCUGCUGCUGCACACAGACGCCUUCUGCUGGAACUCCUUUGCCCGCCACGACACGCCCCUCGGCUCCCCUCAGGUGUGUGACCUGCCGCGCACCAUAUUCGGGGCAUCUCAACCAGGCAUUCUUGCCUACACCUACGGCCGCCUCUCCACCCUCCACUCCCGCCUCUCCGCCGCCCACGCCUCCCUCUCUUCCUCCUCCACCUCUUCCCCAUCCACCGCAACCACCAACUCGCCACCAUCCAAUGCCAUGGUGGCAUCGGCGUGUGACAGCUCUCUCCUGCACGGCACAUACGACCAGGGCGUGGGUGCUCCUGCUGCUGCCCUGCUGCUGCUCCCCCGUGCCAGCACCCGCACCCGCCACGUGGGGGAGAGGACGGGAGGGAAGGAGGAGGAGGAGGAGGAGGAGGAGGAGGAGGAGGAGGAGGAGGAGGAGGAGGAGGAGGAGGAGGAGGAGGAGGAGGAGGAGGAGGAGGAGGAGGAGGAGGAGGGGGGGGAGGAGGAGGGCUGGCAGAGGGGGCUCAACAACUGUGGAGACCCGCUGCCUGCCCCGGGGUUGGUGCUGGACGUGUGGGACAUGCCGCCGCUGCUCCACUGA